CACACCAUUCUUUCCCUCACUAUAAAAUCCCAAAACCCCCAAAUUCCCUCUCUUGAAAUCCACAUUCCUUUCCUUUCCUUUCCUUUCCUCUAGCAAACAAUGGCGGUUAGUUUCAGAGGAAGAACGUCGGACUUUGGGGUUUCGAGGAAAUGGAAGGAGAAGGGAAGGGAGAGGGAGACGAGUCCUGAGAGGACUAUAGUCUGGACUGAACCUAAGACUCAGAAAUCCGCUGAGAGAAAAGUUCCCGUUGUUUACUAUCUCUGCAGGAAUGGCCAGCUCGAGCACCCUCAUUUCAUGGAGGUGUCUCUCUCUUCCAACGACGGACUCUAUCUCAGAGACGUCAUUAACCGCUUAAACGUAUUGAGGGGACAAGGCAUGGCUAGCUUGUAUUCCUGGUCCUCCAAACGAAGCUACAGAAAUGGCUUCGUUUGGCAGGAUUUAUCGGAGAACGAUUUCAUCUACCCUGCUCACGGCCAAGAGUACGUUCUCAAAGGAUCGGAGAUUCUCAAUCCUUCACUAAAUCCGAAACUGUUAGAAGCAGCUUCGUCGUUUAGAUUAGCGAAACAAGCUGAAUCUGAAAAAUCGGAGGAGGAUCCUGAUUUUCCGGUGGUCACGAGGCGGAGAAAUCAGUCAUGGAGCUCCAUUGAUCUCCAAGAGUAUAAAGUUUACAAGACUGAGGCAAACUCGGAGUCUAGCCGGAGACUCGCUGCCGAUGCAUCAACUCAGACAGAUGAUAAGCAAAGAAGAAGAAAACCAGAAAUCGAGGAGUUGGAAGAAGAGAAAAGUCAAAGUCAAAGUCAAAGUCAGGAGUUGGAUCAAAACCAGAGAACGGAGCUGAGCAGGGAAGAGAUCUCACCUCCGCCGUCCGAUUCAAGCCCGGAGACUCUAGAGUCGCUUAUGAAGGCUGAAGGACGGCUACGAUUGUCUGAGUUUGGGAGCAACGAGGACAGUAUAAAUCGGGCGGCUGGGGGUUGCUCAAGUGGGAGGAUGAAAGCAUCGGCGGUUCUGAUGCAGUUGAUCUCCUGUGGCUCCAUCUCUUUCAAGGAUUGCGGGCCCAGCUCGGAGAAGGAUCAAGGGUUCUCCUUGAUUGGGCACUAUAAGGCCAGAUUGCCCCGCGGAGCAGGAAACAAUAGCCAAGUAGGCAGUAAAGAUGUGGGAAUAGAAAGGGGAAUUGGGAACGUUUCGAGGGUGAAAUUAGAAGAUAAAGAAUACUUCAGCGGGAGCUUGAUUGAGACCAAGAAACAGGAGGUUCCAGCUCUGAAGAGAUCAUCUUCCUACAAUGCAGAUAGGAGUUCGCAGUUGCAGCUGGCCGAAAAGGAGAUAGAUGGAGUGAAUGCAAUGAGUGUCCCAAGGAAUUCAGAAACUUUGCCAACAAAGAAAGAAGAAAUCUCUAGUGAAUGCAGCACGAGCACUGAAAUGGGAAGCAAAAGACACGACGCUUGAACUUGAAGUAUGACACGUUAUAUCAGUGGUCCAAAGUGAGGGGCAAAUCUAAAACCACAGCUUCGAGAAUUGUUAGCAUAAAUCUAACUAGUAAAGAGAAGAUAUUUAGAAACAGUAGGCAAAAAGCAGAGAAACAGUAGUAGUGCAGGGGAAGCUACGGCACUGUAGGCGGAGGCUCACACAAUUAGAGAGGAAUACGGUUGGGAAAUCGACUCAAUUGUACAUCUUGAGUUAGGAGCUUUUGCAUGGGGGUGAACUUUCGGUGCCUUGGUGUCUGUGAGGGCGGAUGUGGGACUUCAUUUCUGCCUUAUUUUCGGUGAUCUGGCUCAAACUCCUAAUUGUCUUUAUGCCUUUUCUGACUAGGUAAGCUGACUUUGAACCGUGAGACAUGGGUAUUUGUACGUGGGUAUGGUAUCUGCUUUGGCUUUAGCAUCCAUCAUGCCCUCCGUGAGCUUUUUAAAGAUUUGGGAUGAGAUGAAGCUUUGUCGAAAUGGUAGUGCCUUUUCUUGCUUGUAACCUCGUGUAUACGUUCUGUCAUCUUUGCCUAAUAGAGAACGUGAAAUCGA
Molecule: messenger RNA, 2009 nt
Organism: Rubroshorea leprosula
Lineage: Eukaryota; Viridiplantae; Streptophyta; Magnoliopsida; Malvales; Dipterocarpaceae
Source: the annotation of a GenBank genome assembly